AUGGCAUCAAAAAUCUUGGUCCUGGGCAAUGUCAAUUGCUCCUUUCAACAAGUAUUCACCAAGGUCGCCAAACUUCAAAUAAAGCAGAACUUCGCGUUUGCCAUUAUAGUUGGCGACCUAUUUGGUGAGGGCGCAAGCGAGGAGGAACUGAAUCAAAUUUCAGCUCUACUCGCGGGCAAUGUUGCCGUUCCUCUGCCAACAUACUUCAGUGUCGGCAAACAUCCGAUUCCGACUAGGGUUGUUGAAAAAAUUCAGGCAGACGAUGAAGUAUGCCCUAACCUGUAUUUCAUCGGAAGAAGGGGCACAUUAAAGACAUCAGAAGGCAUCAGAAUCGCUACUCUCGGAGGUGAGGUCGCUACAGACGGCCAUUCCGACCCAAACAUCAACAAGAGAUUUCACUCGCUCUAUACGGAAUCUGACGCUCGUUCGCUUUACGGCGUUCAUGAUACUGACAUCUUGAUUACGUAUGAGUGGCCUAAGGGUAUCACAGCACGGUCUCAGGUUCUUCUAUCAGACGGCAAAGUAGCACCUGAAGGCGUUCAGUGCGUAGCUGAUGUUUGCUCGACAUUGAAACCGCGGUAUCAUUUCUCCUCCAAGGCCGAUUUUUUCUACGAACGAGAACCGUUCUUUCACGUGCCGACAGAUGACAAUCCGGACGUGAAAUCUUUGACUCGUUUUAUCAAUAUGGCUCCUUAUGGAAAUACAGCAGGGCAGAAAUGGAUGUAUGCGUUUACAUAUGAUCCGAAAGCCCCAAUUCCCGAUACUGUACCUACCGGUACCACAAUAUCCCCUCUUACCAGUGUUGCUAGAAAGAGACCUGCCUUGGAGAGUCAAAAUGAAGGCUUUCAUCGAUUCUCAAGGGGCAGUAAUGAGAGACCCCAUAAACGCGCGCGACGGCCUCCACCAGGCCCGGGAGAGUGCUUUUUCUGUCUAUCUAAUCCGAACAUUGCUACACACAUCAUUACCUCAAUAGGCAAUGACGCUUACCUGACCACAGCAAAAGGUCCGCUCACAAAGUCGGAUACCUACCCGCUCUUAGGCUUUCCUGGCCAUAUGUUGAUAAUCCCUCUCAUACACUCCCCUACGUUCACAUCGAUAGCGGAUCCCGAGGCGCGAAAGAGCACAUAUGAUGAGAUGCAACGGUACCGUAAUGCAUUAAACGAUAUGGUUCGUGAGAAAAGCAAAAGCAGUCUGGGAUCAGUCACCUGGGAAGUCAGUCGUGGCAAUGGUAUCCACGUACACUGGCAAUACCUCCCUGUUGCGUCGGACUUAAUUGCCAAAGGCUUGGUAGAAGCGGCGUUCAAAGUCGAAGCCGAAAACUUGCAAUACCCAAAGAUCACAUCCUCUUCAAAUGAAGAUGGCGCAAACGAAGUCGGAGAUUACUUUCGAGUCUGGAUAUCACGACCCGCAACCGACGCCGAUGACUCGAAGGAAGAAGCGGGGUCGACGAACGGUGGCUGGGAAAAGAUUUUGAUUCUGCCGCUGAAUCCGGACUUCAAAUUCGAUUUGCAAUAUGGUCGUCGGGUGAUGGCGAAGCUGUUACGACUCGAAAAGAGAAUAGAUUGGAGGGAAUGUGGGCAAUCGAUGGAGGACGAGGUUGCAGAUGUCGAGGCUUUCAAGGACGCCUUCAAGAAACACGAUUUCUCCCUGGAAGAAGAAUGA
Molecule: messenger RNA, 1662 nt
Organism: Talaromyces amestolkiae
Lineage: Eukaryota; Fungi; Ascomycota; Eurotiomycetes; Eurotiales; Trichocomaceae
Exons: 2
Coding region: 1-1662 (553 amino acids)
Biological process (GO): mRNA splicing, via spliceosome
Cellular component (GO): post-mRNA release spliceosomal complex
Molecular function (GO): RNA lariat debranching enzyme activator activity
Source: RefSeq, a predicted model, not a curated record